This is a messenger RNA of Athalia rosae (coleseed sawfly), 1584 nucleotides long. RefSeq names its product mitochondrial inner membrane protease subunit 1. Lineage: Eukaryota; Metazoa; Arthropoda; Insecta; Hymenoptera; Athaliidae. Gene Ontology annotation, cellular component: mitochondrial inner membrane peptidase complex; membrane. Bases 56 to 526 code for a protein of 156 amino acids. The transcript is spliced from 3 exons. Gene Ontology annotation, molecular function: serine-type endopeptidase activity. The record is from RefSeq and is a predicted model, not a curated record.
UUGACUGGAAUGCGGAAAAUAGACGUCAUCAUAAUGUCAAUGGCAGUAAAGAAUCAUGUUCAUUAAAAUAUCGUAUAAAAUAUUAGGCGCUAUAGGUACGCUAUUGCAAUACGGAUGCGUAACUCACUGUGCGUUAGAAUAUAUCGGCGAUUUUGUCGUGUGUACAGGACCUUCGAUGGAACCAACAAUAUACAGCAAUGACGUGCUUUUUACUGAGCACGUAUCACCACGCUUACGUCGUAUACACAAAGGAGAUAUUGUCAUUGCAAAAUGUCCCUCUAAUCCAUGUCAACAUAUAUGCAAACGGGUUACUGGUCUUCCAGGGGAUAAAAUUUACAAUGGAUUUUCAACCUACGUUGUACCCAUUGGUCAUGUAUGGCUCGAAGGUGACAAUCACUAUAAUUCAACAGACUCUCGUAUGUAUGGCCCUGUUCCUCAGGGUCUCUUGAGAGGUCGUGCAAUGUGCAAGAUCUGGCCACCCAACGAUGUAACUAUCUUCACCACGAAUUUUAUUCAUCACGAGUGACAUGCGUAUUAUCUAAUUCGUAAUAUUCGAAAACAUGAAUGAAUUCUCAUACAAAAAUUGAAAAUCAUUCGGUUGAUAGUCUUUGGUGUUUUGUUUUUUUCUUACACAAUGUUAUUAUACAUACAUAUGUAUAAGUGAUCAUCUCAAGCAUGAAUGUACCGUUGAAGAUAUCAAGAAUAAACAGGAGGAGUAAUAUUUCGUCAUUGUGUUUCUUUUGUAAGAAUAACAAACUAUCUUCCAUUUGUAGAUCUUAUUGAAUGUAAGCUACAUGAUAAACCGCGGUUUUUAGUUGAAAAUUGUGUGGCUAAUAACAUUUGACUAGGUAAUUAUGAUUCAAAAAACCGCCAAAGUUCGAAUAGAAUUGUCGGUAUUGUUGAAAGGGCAGUGUUGAAAGAGGUAUCAUUCAGGCUAAUGUAGAAAAAUAAACGAUUCUAAAAAAUGCCAGUUUUCGAAAUUGAUUUUAUCUUCAUGUCAAAUGAUUUUUUUCAGCAUAAUGAGAAUAAUGAGGCUAACGAACAAUGGAAGCGUCGAUGACCAUCGCAGUCUAAAGUGCAGUAUAACACACAGUUUCAUGUACACAGUUAAAAAAUAUGUCUCAAUUUCUUGUUCUUUCUUCAACAUAAUGUUCUGCGAAUUCUAAAUUUUCGUCCGCAUUUUGGCUAGUGAGUUCUAACCAUAGUUGCGACAGCUAGAAAUAUUUCUGAACACCUAUUUUUUGCAAAUAAGAUAAAGAUGGUCGACGGGGUGAAGGCAUAGCUAUCGUCUAUCGGCACCACUGAACUCUUAUAAUGCCGUCACAGAAAGGCGACUAGCUGUGCGCUGUCGUUUUGGUCAGGUUUUAUUGUUAGUUUGGCACUGCCUUGCUUUGGCAGGGAAAGCAAUAUACGUGUAAACAAAAGUGAAGCAUCAAAUCUGUUUUACUUGUUGUAUUUUAGUGCAUACCGGCCAAAUAUCAUGCCUCCAAAUUUGUUCACAUGAACAAAUUUCCAGCUAUGCGAUAAACAUAGUCUCACAUUAGUUAAUAACAUGAAUAUCCGACCAGGCUAAGUAUCACAAGG